Ipomoea triloba (trilobed morning glory) is the source of this 2501-nucleotide messenger RNA. RefSeq names its product protein FAR1-RELATED SEQUENCE 11. Lineage: Eukaryota; Viridiplantae; Streptophyta; Magnoliopsida; Solanales; Convolvulaceae. The transcript has 4 exons. Gene Ontology annotation, biological process: regulation of DNA-templated transcription. Gene Ontology annotation, molecular function: zinc ion binding. The record is from RefSeq and is a predicted model, not a curated record. The coding region runs from base 123 to 2225 and encodes 700 amino acids.
AAGGGUUUCCUCACACACAUGCGCAAAUUAGGGUUCUCAGUACUCUUCACCGGAUCUGUCUCAGCUUCAUCGUUGAUUCAAUUGCAGAAACAUCGUUAAUCGCAGAACUCUUACAUCUAUAAAUGAGAGCGCUCGUUCCCCUCUGCGAUUCUGUUUCUAUUCAACAAGGUGUUGAAAGGGAUACAAUGUCUGGAGAGGCUGGGAAUAUGAUGUUGGUUUAUGGUGACCCUUCAGACCAGAGGUCUUUCUCUUUGGAUGAUACAAGCAGCACAGAGGAAUCACCAGAGCAAACAAGACUGUCACUAGAGACAACAAAUGAAUCUAUCCCAUACAUGGGACAGAGAUUCCCAACUCAUGAUGCUGCUUAUGAAUUCUACAGUGAAUUUGCAAAACGCUGUGGCUUUUCAAUCAGACGACAUAGAACAGAAGGCAAAGAGGGUGUUGGCAAAGGACUCACAAGGCGCUACUUCGUUUGCCACCGUGCUGGAAAAACUCCUGUCAAACCUGCAAAUGAGAACAAACCUCAAAGAAAUAGGAAAUCCUCCCGGUGUGGAUGUCAAGCAUAUAUGCGUAUAAGUAAGAACUCUGACCUUGGACUUCCAGAAUGGCGAGUGACUGGUUUUGUAAACCACCACAAUCAUGAACUCCUAGAGCCAAACCAAGUACGUUUCCUUCCUGCAUACCGCACGAUUUCUGAUGCAGACAAGAGUCGAAUCCUAAUGUUUGCCAAAACAGGAAUCUCAGUUCAACAAAUGAUGAGGCUUUUAGAGCUUGAGAAAUGUGUAGAGCCUGGAUAUCUGCCAUUCACAGAGAAGGAUGUUAGGAAUUUGCUUCAAUCAUUUAGGAAGGUGGAUCCUGAGGAUGAAAGCAUUGACCUACUAAGAAUGUGUAGAAACAUUAAGGAGAGAGAUCCAAAUUUCAAGUAUGAUUUUACGCUUGAUUGUAACAAUAGAUUGGAAAAUAUAGCCUGGUCAUAUGCCUCAUCUAUCCAGUCCUAUGAGAUUUUUGGUGAUGCUGUGGUUUUCGAUACAACCAAUUGUUUGACUGCUUUUGACAUGCCUAUGGGGAUAUGGGUUGGAGUUAACAAUUAUGGUAUGCCAUGCUUCUUUGGUUGUGUGCUUCUACGAGAGGAAAAUGUGAGAUCAUUCUCAUGGGCCUUAAAGGCAUUCUUGGGGUUCAUGAACGGCAAAGCCCCACAAACAGUGUUAACGGACCAGAAUAUGUGUCUCAAGGAGGCAAUUGCACUGGAGAUGCCAGCAACUAAGCAUGCUCUAUGCAUAUGGCUUAUUGUGGCAAAAUUUCCUUCAUGGUUUAAUGCUGUUUUAGGUGAACGAUACAAUGAGUGGAAAGCUGAAUUUUAUCGACUCUACAACUUGGAAUCAAUUGAUGACUUUGAGUUGGGUUGGAGAGAUAUGGUGAAUUUGUUUGGUCUGCAUAAUAAUAGACAUAUUGCUACUCUAUUUUCCUUGAGGUCACUGUGGGCACUGCCAUACCUAAGAAGCCAUUUCUUUGCGGGAAUGGUUACAGCUGGCCACUCAAAGUCAAUCAAUGCUUUUAUUCAACGGUUCUUAAGUGCACAAACCCGUCUUGCACAUUUUGUGGAGCAGGUGGCUGUUGCUGUGGACUUCAAGGAUCAAACUGGUGAACAACAAACUAUGCAGCAGAAUCUUCAAAACAUUUGCCUUAAAACUGGGGCUCCCAUGGAAUCUCACGCUGCUACAGUUCUCACACCUUUUGCAUUUUCCAAGCUCCAGGAGCAGCUUGUUUUGGCUGCACAUUAUGCAUCGUUCCAGUUGGACGAUGGUUUUCUUGUCCGCCACCACACUAAAGCCGAGGGAGGCCGAAAGGUUUAUUGGGUCCCGAGGGAAGGCAUUAUAGGUUGCAGCUGUCAGCUGUUUGAGUUCUCAGGGAUACUUUGUCGGCAUGCCCUUCGAGUGCUGUCAACAGGAAACUGCUUCCAAAUUCCUGAAAGAUACUUACCAUUUCGUUGGCGAAGAAUCAGCUUACCAUCAAGCAAAGCUCCCCAGACAAAUCAGAAUGAUCAUACAGAAAGGGUUCAAUCGCUGCAAAGUUUGGUUUCAAAUCUUGUUACAGAAUCAGCCAAGUCAAAAGAACGCCUCGAUUUUGCAUCCGAGCAAAUUUCCAUCCUUUUGACUCAGAUUCGAGAACAGCCGGUUUAUUCCCAGGAAGUUAGAGAACUGUCAUCCAUUCAAAGGAACCUUUGACUCAGAUAAAUGUGCAGAAACUCUUCCAAAUUAGAAUUCUUGUAGAAAUUAGGGAAACAGAAUACAGUAUAAUAUGGAGGCAUUGAAUGCAGGCUAGUGUAUAUAUGGUCCUUGAGGGCUUGGUUUGCAUUUUUGUAUGAAAUGCAGUUUGCAUCGCACAAAAAUCACAUUCAUAUUACUUUUUGUCCUUUCCAAACAACAAAAUAUAUACGGCCACCAUGUGUAAAGUUGUGUUUUCAACGCAGAAGAAAAAUAUUCUUAUAUUGAUUAGUUCCA